CGGGUUCGGUAACGGGGGUUCAGAUCAGAAUAGGAAUGUCCAGAAGAGUAGUCAAACGAGCCAGGGGUCAGAGCAGGAGAAGUCAGCAGAGGUCAGGAUCAGGCAGGGUCGGCAACAAAUCAGACAGGAUACAAGGUACAGGGGCUCAUGGGAAACAACACAAAGGCACUGACUGCAGGCCUGGCCAUUGCUUAAAUACACCUCCUGCAAUCAGCCUCAGGUGAUGGCUUGAUUGCAGGAGUGAGAUUCUGGCUGCUGAGAGCACCCGCUGGCCAGCACUGGUACUGCAGCCCAUAAGGCAGGUGAGCCCUAGCACCACCGGUGAUGAGUCCAUUCCUGACAGAAACUCAG
Staurois parvus is the source of this 351-nucleotide messenger RNA. The record is from the annotation of a GenBank genome assembly. Lineage: Eukaryota; Metazoa; Chordata; Amphibia; Anura; Ranidae.